AGAAGAGACGACCAAUGACGACCCAGCAGGGAAGUAUGAGCAGCAUUGAUCUGGUUGUCAUCUGUCCAGUGUUUGGUCUUUUUUAAAAUCGGUAUAUUCUCUACUGUAACCUUCAGUGGGUGAUCUUUAUGACUGCAGAGAGACACCAUGUUCCCAGCCAAGCUAGCUUUGAGCACUCUGAAAAGGAUCCACCAUGGAGCUUGUUAUCGAUGUCUUUCUACCUGCUUCGUCCAGAAGGAACGGAUAAAGGCUGGAGAUGGGCCCCACUCAGACUCCCGUGUGUGGAAGAGAAAGCCUAAGAACCAAUCUGCAAUCUGGUCAUCAAUAAGACUUCUUGAAACACAGCAAAACGGGAGAAGACCGUUCAGUUUAUCAGCUGCUACUAUAGUAAAUUCAGCACCAGUACACGUCCAACCGUACCUCCGGCUGAUGAGGCUGGACAAACCUAUAGGGACAUGGCUGCUGUACCUCCCCUGCACAUGGAGCAUUGCUCUGGCUGCUAACCCUGGAUGCUUCCCAGAUCUGGGCAUGCUCACACUGUUUGGUACAGGUGCUCUUCUCAUGAGAGGGGCCGGCUGCACCAUCAAUGACAUGUGGGACAAAGACUUUGACAAAAAAGUGUCCCGCACAGCCUCUCGACCAAUCGCAUCAGGAGAGAUUUCUCAAAUGCAGGCGCUGGUCUUCCUGGGAGGGCAGCUCUCGCUUGCACUUGGGGUUCUUUUGUGUCUCAACUAUUACAGUAUAGCUCUGGGUGCUGCUUCUUUAUCUCUUGUUAUCACCUACCCGCUGAUGAAGAGGUUCACUUACUGGCCACAGUUUGUGUUGGGACUCACUUUUAACUGGGGUGCUCUGCUCGGCUGGUCCGCUAUUAAAGGCUCUUGUGAUUGGUCCGUGUGUCUCCCGCUAUACUUCUCAGGAGUGAUGUGGACGCUGGUAUAUGACACAAUAUACGCACAUCAGGAUAAGGAGGAUGACAUCAAAGUAGGAGUCAAAUCUACUGCACUGAGGUUCCAGGAGCAAACCAAACCCUGGCUGAGUGGCUUCGCUGUGGCCAUGAUGUCUGGACUGGUGAUAGCUGGAGUCAAUGCUGAACAGACUCUCCCUUACUAUGCUGUACUAACCGGUGUGGCAUUGCACCUGACACACCAGAUUUACACAUUAGACAUCAACAAAACAGAAGACUGCUGGAAAAAGUUUGUUUCAAACAGAAACCUUGGACUGUUGUUAUUUUUAGGUAUUGUUGCCGGGAAUUUGUGGAAAGAAUAACGACAGACUUUGAAGAAAUGAACAAGCCUUCAUAUAAUUAGUGGAGACGAUGUUUUAUUACAUUUGUGUGUUUUGUUUUUUAUGAGAAGUACUCGUUUAACAACCUAUGUAUUUUCAUAAAUGCCAGUAAAUCUAAAUUGAAAUUGC
Messenger RNA from Oreochromis aureus, 1413 nucleotides. RefSeq names its product coenzyme Q2 4-hydroxybenzoate polyprenyltransferase (gene coq2). The transcript has 8 exons. Bases 148 to 1266 code for a protein of 372 amino acids. The record is from RefSeq and is a predicted model, not a curated record. Gene Ontology annotation, cellular component: mitochondrial inner membrane. Gene Ontology annotation, biological process: ubiquinone biosynthetic process. NCBI's taxonomy places the organism in Eukaryota, Metazoa, Chordata, Actinopteri, Cichliformes, Cichlidae.